CCUGGAAACUGCUGUUUGGAGGGAGACUUAAGUCAGGGGAGGAACGGAAGACUUUGCUUUUAUUACUCCCACGUUGUCAUCUGCCAGUGGAAAGAGCAUUUUAGACCUUAUUGGAAGACUGGAGAGGACUAGCUGCUACUCAGUCGGUUAACCUAAAACGGCAAACUUAGCUGGCUAGCUGUAUGAAUUAUCGCACCUUACAAACGUGACUGGGACGGUGUGCGCGGGCUUGGGUUUCACAGUUAGCAUCAUGACCCAACAAGGAGCAGCGUUGCAAACCUACAACAACGAACUCGUAAAGUGCAUCGAGGAGUUGUGCUCGAAGCGGGACGAGCUGCAGCAUCAGAUUCAGCAGGAGGAGGAAGAGAAGGCGCGGCUGCAGCACGACGUCCGCGUGCUUACCGAGAAGCUGAGCCGCGUCAACGAAAGCCUCGCCCGCCGACUGGCCGCGCGCGCCGACUUUGACCGCACCAUCGCUGAGACAGAGGCUGCUUACAUGAAGAUUCUAGAAAGUUCUCAGACGCUGCUGAGUGUUUUAAAGAAGGAGACGGGAAACCUCACCAAAGCGACCGAACCCAGAGGAGGCAAAGAUCACUGACUUUUCACUGACUUCUUUUUCUGCCUGUUGCCUGUGAUCUGUGGAAACACACUAGCAUUCAACCCUAACAUCCUGUCUCUUACCUCGCACUUGUCUAUGUAUAUUACUAUUUAUGUGUGUCUGUCUUUCAGAAUUUGUCUUUUGUUCCCCCAUAUAUGUCUUUUAUUUAUAUGGAAAGUUUUUAAUAAAGAUUAUUUAGUGUG
Alosa sapidissima (American shad) is the source of this 801-nucleotide messenger RNA. RefSeq names its product Sjogren syndrome nuclear autoantigen 1 (gene ssna1). The record is from RefSeq and is a predicted model, not a curated record. Bases 251 to 598 code for a protein of 115 amino acids. NCBI's taxonomy places the organism in Eukaryota, Metazoa, Chordata, Actinopteri, Clupeiformes, Clupeidae. The transcript has 3 exons. Gene Ontology annotation, cellular component: ciliary basal body; centrosome.